UCGAACGCGGGGCCCCUACAUUGGGAGCAUGGAAUCUUAACUACUGGACCACAAGGGAAGUCCCUCUGGGCUGAUAUUCUCAGUGUACUGGGAAACCCUACACAGGGGGAGAUUUCAAGGGCACAAAAGCAAGUACAGUAUUCCCUCCCCUGCCAAAAAUCCUGUCUCCUCAUUCUGAAAUGAAGCCUGGCCCAGCCCGGUCACCCUUUGGCCCUCUCCCGUUCAGAAGUUUCAUCGGGGAAGUGAUGGAAAUGGAAAGGGUGGCAAAGCUAUGGCUGACAGCCAGCUGGGAGGGAGAGCUGCUUCGCUGGGCACCACUCACCAGUGUGGCUGUUGGUCCCAACCCAAAGCAGUGAUGCUUGUUUCAUGAGGACACACAUCAGGCCCUUGGGGUAGGUUUAAAAAACCCCUCACACCAGCGACUGCCCAGGGAGGCAACUCUCAUGUGAGAUACCAUGGGGAUUGCAGGUGACCCCAAGCCCUGAAAAACUGAGUGGGGUCACACUCCUGCAGCGGAAGAGCUGCUACUAAUUGAGGCCACGGAAGGAAGGGUAGGGAUGUCUAGAGCCCAGGAGGAGGGGGCUUUGUGCCAGGCAGGGUUACUCAGAGCAGGGUCCUCAGGGAUGUUAGAUUCAACUUAGAAUGCGGAAUGUGUGUGUGUGUGUGUGUGUGUUUCAAGAGCUGCCUUCCGUCACCUGGCUAUGGAGCUGUCACCUAGAAAAUAAGGAUGCUGAUAACAGUGGGUAGCCCUCUAACUGCUGUGAAGUAGUCCUGUGAUUAUUGCCGGCAAGAAAUCAUUGCUCAGAGAGGCCAAGCAACUUCCCCAAGAUCACACAGUCAGUGAGUGGCAGAACUGGGACUUGAACUCAGGUCUCCUUGACUCAAACCCAUGCCCUUGGUACCAGAUUAGCAUUUGAUGUGUACCUCCCUGGGGCAGACCCCAGAUAGAUAAGUUUCAAAGGUCUGGCCUUUCUAGCCAAGCAUGCUGUUCAACAGCAGAAGGGAAGUCAUGAAUACCUCUCCAGGCCACAUUCUGCCCAGACCCCAGUCUCCAGGCUGCACGUGGACCCUCAGCUAACCUCUCUGCCUCUUUCUCUGUGUCUGUCUGUGUCUGUCCGCCUCUCUCUGUGGAGGGAGGCUCCUCCCUCUUCUCUUUCGUCCUCUGGAUGUCUGUCCCUCUGACACUGGCUUUCGCCUCCUCUCUGUCCUUCUUGUUUUUUCUCCACACCUCCAUCUUCCUGCCUGUGCCUACCCUGCUCUCUCCGCAGGACUCUCCAGUGGACAUGGGGGUGGCCCUGGGCCCGGCCCUGCUGCUUACCUCACUCCUCGGGGCCUGGGCAGGGCUGGGCCCUGGGCAGGGAGAGCAGACUGUGACGGUGGCCGUGGUGUUUGGCAGCUCGGGGUCCCCGCAGGCCCAGGCCCGUACCCGCCUCACCCCCCAGAGCUUCCUGGACUUACCCCUGGAGAUCCAGCCGCUGACCGUGGGUGUCAACAACACCAACCCCAGCAGUCUCCUCAUCCAGAUCUGCGGGCUCCUGGGGGCUGCCCGGGUCCAUGGCAUCGUCUUUGAGGACAACGUGGGCACCGAGGCCGUCGCCCAGAUCCUGGACUUCGUCUCCUCCCAGACCCAUGUGCCAAUCCUCAGCAUCAGUGGGGGCUCUGCUGUGGUCCUCACCCCCAAGGAGUCGGGCUCCGCCUUCCUGCAGCUGGGCGUGUCCCUGGAGCAGCAGCUGCAGGUGCUGUUCAAGGUGCUGGAGGAGUAUGAUUGGAGCGCCUUCGCCGUGAUCACCAGCCUGCACCCCGGCCACGCUCUCUUCCUUGAGGGCGUGCGCGCCGUCACCGACGCCAGCUACCUGAGCUGGCGGCUGCUGGACGUGCUCACGCUGGAGCUGGGCCCCGGCGGGGCGCGCCAGCACACCCAGCGCCUUCUGCGCCAGCUCGACGCCCCGGUGCUGGUGGCCUACUGCUCGCGCGAGGAGGCCGAGGUGCUCUUCGCCGAGGCGGCGCAGGCUGGCCUGGUGGGGCCCGGGCACGUGUGGCUGGUGCCCAGCCUGGCCCUGGGCAGCACCGACACGCCCCCUGCCGCCUUCCCCGUGGGCCUCAUCAGCGUCGUCACCGAGAGCUGGCGCCUCAGCCUGCGCCAGAAGGUCCGAGACGGUGUGGCUAUCCUGGCCCUGGGCGCCCAUGGCUACCGGCGCCAGCACGGUGCCCUGCCCGCCCCGGCUGCGGACUGCCGCGCCCACCCCGGGCCCCUCAGCCCUGCCCGGGAGGCCUUCUACAGGCACCUACUGAAUGUCACCUGGGAGGGCCGGGACUUUUCCUUCAGCCCUGGUGGGUACCUGGUCCAGCCCACCAUGGUGGUGAUUGCCCUCAACAGGCACCGCCUUUGGGAGAUGGUGGGGCGCUGGGACCACGGCGUCCUGCACAUGAAGUACCCCGUGUGGCCUCGCUACAGCGCCUCCCUGCAGCCCGUGGUGGACAGCCGGCACCUGACGGUGGCCACGCUGGAGGAGCGACCCUUUGUCAUCGUGGAGAGCCCCGACCCUGGCACAGGCGGCUGCGUGCCCAACACUGUGCCCUGCCGCCGGCAGAGCAACCACACCUUCAGCAGCGGUGACGCGGCCCCCUACACCAAGCUUUGCUGUAAGGGUUUCUGCAUCGACAUCCUCAAGAAGCUGGCCAAGGUGGUCAAGUUCUCCUACGACCUGUACCUGGUGACCAACGGCAAGCAUGGCAAGAGGGUGCGCGGUGUGUGGAACGGCAUGAUCGGGGAGGUGUACUACAAGCGGGCGGACAUGGCCAUCGGCUCCCUCACCAUCAACGAGGAGCGCUCUGAGAUUGUGGACUUCUCCGUGCCCUUCGUGGAGACGGGCAUCAGCGUGAUGGUGGCCCGCAGCAACGGCACCGUCUCCCCAUCGGCCUUCCUGGAGCCCUACAGCCCUGCCGUGUGGGUCAUGAUGUUCGUCAUGUGCCUCACGGUUGUGGCCAUCACUGUCUUCGUGUUCGAGUACUUCAGCCCCGUCAGCUACAACCAGAACCUCACCAGCGGCAAGAGGUCCGGGGGCCCGUCCUUCACCAUCGGCAAGUCCGUGUGGCUGCUCUGGGCGCUGGUCUUCAACAACUCGGUGCCCAUUGAGAACCCCCGGGGCACCACCAGCAAGAUCAUGGUGCUGGUGUGGGCCUUCUUUGCCGUCAUCUUCCUCGCCAGCUACACCGCCAACCUGGCCGCCUUCAUGAUCCAGGAGCAGUACAUCGACACCGUGUCUGGACUCAGCGAUAAGAAGUUCCAGCGGCCGCAAGAUCAGUACCCGCCCUUCCGCUUUGGCACGGUGCCCAACGGCAGCACGGAGCGGAACAUCCGCAGCAACUACCGCGACAUGCACACCCACAUGGUCAAGUUCAACCAGCGCUCGGUGGAGGACGCGCUGACCAGCCUCAAGAUGGGGAAGCUGGACGCCUUCAUCUAUGAUGCCGCUGUCCUCAACUACAUGGCGGGCAAGGACGAGGGCUGCAAGCUGGUCACCAUUGGCUCUGGCAAGGUCUUUGCCACCACCGGCUAUGGCAUCGCCAUGCAGAAGGACUCCCACUGGAAGCGGGCCAUAGACCUGGCGCUCCUACAGUUCCUGGGAGAUGGGGAGACCCAGAAGCUGGAGACCGUGUGGCUCUCGGGGAUCUGCCAGAAUGAGAAGAACGAGGUGAUGAGCAGCAAGCUGGACAUUGACAACAUGGCAGGUGUCUUCUACAUGCUGCUUGUGGCCAUGGGGCUGGCCCUGCUGGUCUUCGCCUGGGAGCACCUGGUCUACUGGAAGCUGCGCCACUCUGUGCCCAACACGUCCCGGCUGGACUUCCUGCUGGCCUUCAGCAGGGGCAUCUACAGCUGCUUCAGCGGCGUGCAGAGCCUGGCCAGCCCCGCGCGCCCGCCCAGCCCCGACCUCACCGCCGGCUCGGCCCAGGCCAGCGUGCUCAAGAUGCUGCAGGCGGCGCGCGACAUGGUGACCACGGCAGGGGUGAGCAGCUCCCUGGACCGCGCCACGCGCACCAUCGAGAGCUGGGGCGGCGGCCGCCCGGUGCCCCCGCCGCCCGCCUGCCCCGGCCCGCGGCCGCCCACCCCGGGUCCUCCCCGCGAGCCGAGCCCCACGGGCUGGAGGCCGCCGGGCGGGGGGCGCGCUGCGCUGGGGCGCAGGGCUGAACAGCCCUCGGGCCGCCCCCCGACGCCCCGGCCCGCCCUUCCCGACGUCUCCCGGCCGUUGGGCCGGCGGGCCUGGGAGGCGCGGUGGCCGCUGCGGCCCGGGCCCCGCGGACGGUGCUUCUCGGCCUCCGAGCGGCGUGCGCGCCCGGAGCGUCCCCUGUCGCCCGAGCGCGGCCACUGCAGCUCCUUCCCUCGCGCCGACCGGUCCGGACGCCCCUUCCUGCCGCUUUUCCCGGAGCCCCCGGAGCCCGAGGACCUGCCGCUGCUCGGGCCGGAGCAGCUGGCUCGGCGGGAGGCCCUCCUGCGCGCGGCCUGGGCCCGGGGAUCACGCCCGCGCCACGCGUCUCUGCCCAGCUCGGUGGCCGAAGCCUUCACUCGGCCCAGUUCCGGGCCCGCCCGGUGUGCCCGCCCGGCCUGCGGGCGCUUGAUACCGGCACAGUCCAUGCGGCUGCCCUCUUACCGCGAGGCCUGCCAGGAGGGGCUGUGGGCCGGGCCCCCAGCCUGGCCGCACAGACAGCACGCCUGCCUCCACACCCAUGCCCACCUGCCGCUCUGCUGGGGGCUUGUCUGCUCUCACCUCCCACCCUGUGCCGCCCACGGCGCCUGGCUCCCCAGGGCCUGGGGGCCUCCGGGGCACAGGGACAGGACCCUGGGGCGGAGCCCAGAAUACAGCGACAGUGGGGAACUGGAAGGGGUCAGCAGGGCGGCCUGUGGGACCCACGGCUUUCCACGGCCUUGCACCUGGAGGCGGAUCUCCAGCUUGGAGUCAGAAGUGUGAGGGCUCAGGUCCUCUGGUUCCUGUUCAGCUGGAUCCUCUGCCUGGCGCUGCCAGCAGUUAGCGGGCAGGUGGUCUCUGGCUUUCUUGGCUUCUGUCUUGAAAUCCAACCGAGUGACAGAUGAUAUCUUCAUGGUCAGCUCGGUGACCUCAGCGGCUGCAGUCCUGUUGUGGGUUGGGCUUCUGCUAUCUUCUUAUGCAAAUCCCUUCCCACCUGGCCUGGAGUCACGCGGAGAGCAGCGGGGUCUCCUGCUGUGAGCCGGUCCCUGGUCCUUGCUGCUGGGGGCUUGCUGUGGGAGGCGUGUAAGCUGGAACUUGGGGUUGGGGCAGGGCUUUCGUGUUUCUUGUUCCAUCUGGCUGGAGUUUCUUUUCUCCAAAUGCUGGGACAUUAAACCAACCUUUUACAACCCA
This is a messenger RNA of Capra hircus (goat), 5375 nucleotides long. RefSeq names its product glutamate ionotropic receptor NMDA type subunit 2C (gene GRIN2C). The transcript has 12 exons. The record is from RefSeq and is a predicted model, not a curated record. Lineage: Eukaryota; Metazoa; Chordata; Mammalia; Artiodactyla; Bovidae. The coding region runs from base 1167 to 4967 and encodes 1266 amino acids. Gene Ontology annotation, biological process: synaptic transmission, glutamatergic; excitatory postsynaptic potential; monoatomic ion transport. Gene Ontology annotation, molecular function: transmitter-gated monoatomic ion channel activity involved in regulation of postsynaptic membrane potential; NMDA glutamate receptor activity. Gene Ontology annotation, cellular component: postsynaptic density membrane; postsynaptic membrane; plasma membrane.